AGUUUUACAGCUAACUUUCAUGAACAAAAGCUAAAGCCUAUGUUCCUGCAGACGACAAAACAGACUGCUAACUCCAGCCACUGCCCUAGUCCAGCAACAUAUACAGCAUUCCUUACUACCUUCUUGUUGUAAUGCUGCAAGAAUCUCAGUCUUGUAUGCAGAAGUUUGAGAUUUUUCUGGAAUGCAGAUCUGAGAAAAUGGGAGCUUUUCUAGAUAAACCGAAGAUGGAAAAGCAUAAUGCUCAUGGAAGUGGUAACGGGCUAAGUUAUGGGUUGAGCAGCAUGCAAGGUUGGCGAGUUGAGAUGGAAGAUGCUCAUACGGCUGUGAUUGGUCUCCCUAGUGGUCUUCAUGAAUGGUCAUUCUUUGCUGUGUAUGAUGGUCAUGCGGGUUCCCAGGUUGCCAGAUACUGUUGUGAAUACUUGUUAGAACACAUAAUUAGCAACCCAGAUUUUUGGGAUUCUGAUGGACAGUCCUCAGUAGAAAGUGUCAAGAAUGGAAUCAGAACAGGCUUUCUACAGAUAGAUGAACACAUGAGGUCAAUCUCUGAAAAGAAGCAUGGUGCAGAUAGAAGUGGAUCAACAGCAGUGUGUGUUCUGAUUUCUCCACAACACACAUACUUUAUUAACUGUGGGGACUCCAGGGGCAUUCUUUGUAGAAAUGGUAAAGUUAAUUUUUUCACACAGGAUCAUAAACCAAGUAAUCCUUUGGAAAAAGAGCGCAUUCAGAAUGCAGGUGGAUCUGUUAUGAUUCAGCGUGUCAAUGGUUCACUUGCAGUGUCAAGGGCCCUUGGUGACUUUGACUACAAGUGUGUGCAUGGGAAAGGUCCUACAGAACAACUUGUGUCACCUGAGCCUGAAGUAUUUGUGAUAGAGAGAUCUGAGGAAGAUCAGUUCAUUGUUCUAGCUUGUGAUGGUAUUUGGGAUGUUAUGGGCAAUGAAGAAUUGUGUGAUUUCAUCCAGUCCAGACUAGAAAUCACUGAUGAUCUUGAGAAAGUUUGCAAUGAAGUUGUUGAUACCUGCCUGUACAAGGGAAGUAGAGACAACAUGAGUGUAAUUCUGAUAUGUUUUCCCAGCGCCCCAAACGUAUCAGCUGAAGCAGUAAAGAAAGAAGCAGAGCUGGAUAAAUACCUGGAGAGCAGAGUAGAAGAGAUCAUUAAGAAGCAGGGAGAUGGAGGAGUGCCAGACUUAGUCCAUGUGAUGCGUACGUUAGCAACGGAGAGCAUCCCAAACCUCCCGCCAGGGGGUGAAUUGGCAAGCAAACGGGGUGUAAUUGAAGCAGUUUAUAACAGACUGAAUCCCUACAGGAAUGAUGACACUGAUGCUACAUUGACAGAUGACAUGUGGUAGAACUGUCCAGUUACCUGUGAAGUUUGCGUUCAUCCUUCAGCUAAACAUGCAGUCAUCAGUGAACCUCCUUGGCCUUCACCUACAGCGUUCCUCAUUUCAAGAAGGGAGUAUGAAGUAGAUGAAAGAGAGGUAUCACAGGUUGAAUUAUUGCAGCAAUCAACCCAAGAACUGAUAACUUUUCCAUAAAAAUUCAUAAAAUAAAACCUUUUGUAAACAUAAGUACAGUUUAUCAUUUUUGUUGUAAAUUAGUCUCCACCACCUUAUGUUGUAUGAUUUUUUGUAAAGUGCAAUUGUCUGUACAAAAUGCUUUUAUUUAAUUCAGCAUGAUUUUAAGUUGCUGUGUAGGCUGCAGAAGUUGCUUGAAUUAUUGAGGUGGGGUGCAACAAAUACUUAUUUAACAGUGCUCUUAUUGUUAAAUGUAGUGCAGCCACAUUCUUAUUUAAGCAAGUGUCACAGUAGGUAGGUGAUCCAGCCAGUCGUAAUUAAGAAGAGGAAGUUAGUGUUUUGCUAGUAUUUGUUUUGAGAAAGUGAACUGCAGAAUAAUUGGAAUGUCUACUGAACAGUAGCACACACACCACAACUUUCCAUCUACAUACCACUGCUGUUAUAAUUUCAAGAGCAGUAGGACACAGUUCUGAGCUGAGCCAAGAAUAUGUAAAGGAUUAUUUCAUUGCUGUCUUUUCUGCAGAACUGCCAGCACUUAUGUUAUUGCCUUUAUUAGCAGAUUUGAGUUUGACGACUGGUUCUGUCACCUGCUCACUAGAUGCUUGUGUGUCACUGAAUUUAUAAGCUUCUUUUUUAUUGUCUUGCUUAAUAUCUUGAGCAUUAUUUAUUUUGCCAAGCCCUACUGUAUGCGUGCACACAUAUUCCUUUAUGUUGCUGACAUUUUAUACAAGUAAACAAUUAUUGCUAUACACCUAAACAAGAUUCUGUUCUUUUUUAUUGUUACACUGUACUGUUUAAAAUUUCUGUACAUAUUCCUAUGUGUAGAUGACAUUUUGUUUAGUUUACUGCUUAGUUUAUUCAAGUUUCUUUGGUUAUUAAUGUCUGUACAUUUGUUUUUGUCUAAUGUGUAAUGAAAACACUUUUGUCAGAAUCUGACAAUCUAACAGUAAUAUAUGAACAUAUUAAGCAAGUUUAUUUUAAUUAUACCACUUAAAAUGAUAAAACCAGUUAAUUUUCAUUUUCCUUUAAUUUGUUUGACUUGUCUAAUUUAAUACUUUAAAAGUCUUGCCAUUAUUAUAAUCAUUGUAUCGUAUUUAUUUAAAAAUAAAGAUGGUGUAAGUGUAAACAUUUCAGAGAACAACAGUCUUCUCAGGGUUAUCCCCAAAAGUGGGCUGUCAAUGUGUCUUUUGUUUAAGGUAUACCAAGCAAGAGACAUGUUCAUGUGGAAGGCUUUUUUUCUUUUUCAGAAGAUAAUGUAUUGUGUUCACACAUUUCUCACAACGUUUCACAGUAUAAGCUGAGUUUUUUAUAAGUUUAAUGCUGCAUUUUCCCCACCACCCCCUUCCAUUUUACUCUGGUGAAUAAUACAACAGUGUGUUCAUAAUUUAACCUGA
Messenger RNA from Protopterus annectens (West African lungfish), 2905 nucleotides. It is a transcript of the gene PPM1A, whose product is annotated as protein phosphatase, Mg2+/Mn2+ dependent 1A. Gene Ontology annotation, cellular component: cytosol; nucleus. Gene Ontology annotation, biological process: positive regulation of canonical Wnt signaling pathway; positive regulation of canonical NF-kappaB signal transduction; protein dephosphorylation. The coding region runs from base 132 to 1346 and encodes 404 amino acids. The record is from RefSeq and is a predicted model, not a curated record. Gene Ontology annotation, molecular function: manganese ion binding; magnesium ion binding; protein serine/threonine phosphatase activity. NCBI's taxonomy places the organism in Eukaryota, Metazoa, Chordata, Ceratodontiformes, Protopteridae. The transcript is spliced from 6 exons.